Molecule: messenger RNA, 729 nt
Organism: Naegleria lovaniensis
Lineage: Eukaryota; Heterolobosea; Eutetramitea; Acrasida; Naegleriidae
Exons: 1
Coding region: 1-729 (242 amino acids)
Biological process (GO): translational initiation
Cellular component (GO): eukaryotic translation initiation factor 4F complex
Molecular function (GO): RNA 7-methylguanosine cap binding; translation initiation factor activity
Source: RefSeq, a predicted model, not a curated record
AUGCAAAAAAGUGGCAGUCGUUCAGUGCUUCAAGGUGAAGAAGAUGCAAACUCUCAAGGUGAUGAACAACACGUUGCGGAAAGUGUUGAAGAGGAAUACUCACAGAAACAUCCUCUCCAAAGUACUUGGUCUCUGUGGUACCACAGCCCUCCAAAAGAAGGAACAAAGCCCAGCAGUGCCGAAGACUAUUCCGCACAGUUCACUCUCGUUUAUACUUUCCAAUAUGUUGAAGACUUUUGGAGUGUUUUCAAUCAUAUCAAACCUCCUACACUUUUAGAUACCGGAAGUGCCUACUAUAUCAUGAAAGAAGGUAUUCGGCCUGAGUGGGAAGACCCAAAGAAUAUCGAUGGUGGCGAAUGGAUGUUUCCCUUCCUAAGGAAGAAAUGUAAUGUCAAUGAUUGGUGGAUGAAUUUAGCUAUGGCUCUCAUUGGUGAAUUCUUUGAUGAUGGAGAUAUUAUUACAGGAGCAUGUGUUGCUGUUCGUAAAUCUCAAUUCCGGUUGAAUGUUUGGGUUGGAGACAAAACAAAUCAAGAUGCUAUUCUUCGUAUAGGAAGACAAUUUAAAGAGGCUCUCAACCAUGGUUCAAUUAGCGGAAACACGAAACAGGGAGAUCUUUCGAUAUUGCUAUCUCAUGCUGACCAAUUUACCUUUGACUUUAAAACAUUCGAAGACCAGAUUCAAGGAAAAAAGAAUGUUAUUCACAUUAUUCGAAUUGAUGACCAACAGUAA